Messenger RNA from Pectinophora gossypiella (pink bollworm), 5364 nucleotides. RefSeq names its product Down syndrome cell adhesion molecule-like protein Dscam2. Gene Ontology annotation, cellular component: plasma membrane; axon. Gene Ontology annotation, biological process: axon guidance; cell-cell adhesion. The transcript is spliced from 35 exons. The coding region runs from base 1 to 5364 and encodes 1787 amino acids. Lineage: Eukaryota; Metazoa; Arthropoda; Insecta; Lepidoptera; Gelechiidae. Gene Ontology annotation, molecular function: protein binding. The record is from RefSeq and is a predicted model, not a curated record.
AUGCGCGGCGCGGGCGGCGGCGGCGGCGCGUCAUUGGCAUCAAUGUUGCACGCAGUGUACGGGUGCGGCGGGCAGCUGGUGUUCCUGGUGGAGCCGCCGGCGCGGCUGUGGUUCAGCAACAGCUCGGGCGCGCGCGUGGCCUGCGCCGCCCACGGGGCGCCGCCCGCGCCGCCGCCCGCCGUCAGCUGGCUCGCCGACGACGGCGCGCCGCUGCACGACGUGCCGGGGCUCAGGGAGGCGCUACCAAACGGCACGCUGUGGCUGUCUCCGUUCUCAGCGGCGCAGUACCGCAGCGACGUGCACGCGGGCGUGUACCGCUGCCGCGCCGCCUCCAGCGCCGGGACCGUGCUCUCCCGGGACAUGCGCGUUCACGCCGUGAUGGACGUAUGGUGGGAGGCGCGCGUAACUGCGCCGGCGGCGGCGGCGGGCGGCGCGGCGCUGCUGGGCUGCGCGCUGCCGCCCGCCGUCGCCGCGCAUGCGCGGGUCAGCGCCUGGUACAAGGAUGGCCAGCUGCUGGCACCUGGGCCCGCCGACGCCGGAGGUCGUUACAUAAUCGGCGGCGGGCGCGGCGACCUGCUGGUGGUGCGCGGCGUACGGCCCGAUGACGUCAGCAGCUUCUCCUGCGAGGUGCAGCACACGCUCACCGGCGAGAAGAAACGCAGCGCGCCCGUCACGAUCAAUGUCUCGCACCCUAGCGGCAGCAUGGCGCCCCGGAUAGUUGCCGUGUCGGAAGAGGAAACCGUGCUGGAGGGUGCAGAUAUACGUCUGGUCUGCUGCGCCAUCGGCAACCCGCCUCCAACAUACAGUUGGUUCCGGCACACGAACGGUCGCCUGAGCCCCGUGUCCAGCAGCAUCCGCGUGUCGGUGUCGGAGCAGGUGCUGGUGAUCCGACGCGCGGCGCCCACUGACGCCGGCGUGUGGACCUGCCGCGCACAUAACCAGCACGGAGAACAACGCAGGGACGCGCGCCUCCUCGUGCGCUCGGCCCUCCUGGUCACUGUACAUCCGCAGCUACAGGUGGCCAAUUCUGGUAGCUCAGUGACAUUCAACUGCUCGGUGUCCGGCGGGGGCGGGGGCGGCGGGGGCGGGGGCGGGGAGCCCCGCGUGCGCUGGCUGCACGACGGCGUGCCGGUGGGCGGCGGGGAGCGCGCGCUGCACGUGCACGGCGUGGCGCGCGCGCACCGCGGCAUGUACCAGUGCUUCGCUGAGCGAGAUCUGGACACCGCGCAGGCGUCGGCUGAAUUGAGGCUUGGAGACACGGCUCCUGAACUGCACUACACAUUCAUUGAGCAGGCGCUGCACCCGGGGCCGGCGCUCGCGCUACACUGCGCCGCCUCGGGCGCGCCGCCGCCGCGGUUCACCUGGCUUAUUGAUAACCAGCCCAUCGAGGAACACAAUACUGCGCAGAGGAGCAUCUCGCACAUGAUGUCUCCGAGCGGCGACGUGGUGAGCUUCCUGAACCUGACGGCGGUGCGGCCUGAGGACGGCGGCCGCUACACCUGCCGCGCGCACAACUCGCGCGGCCACGUCGAGCACUCCACCCGGCUCAAUGUCUACGGUCCUCCGUCGAUCCGCAACAUCGGUCCGGUGCGAGUGGUAGCCGGCGUCAACACCACCAUCUACUGUCCCUACUCCGGAUUUCCAAUCAGUGAAAUUCGUUGGCAACGCGGUGGGAUGGAUGUGAGUUCCACCAGUGGGAGAACAUUGUCAGGGCUUGGUGGAGAACUACUUCUAUGGCCCGCGGAGCAGGCAGAUGCUGGAGUGUAUUCGUGUCGAGUCACCGCUCCUUCGGGACAAUACGCACAAAAAGAUGUACAGAUAUUUGUUAGAAAUCCACCAAAAAUCGCAGGUUUUUCGUUUCCAACGGAUUUGGUUGAAGGCAGUUCGAUUCAAGUUCUUUGUGGUAUUACAUCUGGGGAUAAGCCAGUGUAUUUCUCUUGGCUUAAAGAUGGACAGCACAUACCAUCCAAUUUGCAGGUUCAAGAAAAGUCCCUGGAUGAGUUUAGUUUUCUGAUCUUCUCGCAUGUGACGUCGAAGCACAGUGGCGAGUAUACUUGCGUUGCUAGUAACUCGGCUGCUGAGGUCAACCACACCGCCAGACUCGCUGUUAAAGUGGCACCGUCAUGGGUAUUUGAACCACAAGAUGUGGUAUCAGUAUCGGAGAAAAGAUCCGAGAGCGGAGUCAGUUCGCAACUCAGUAUAGCACACGCAGAAAGGCAAGACUCCGGAGUUUAUCGAUGUCGGGCGGAGAAUGCGUAUGGAAGGGAUGAGCUGCUUAUAUACUUGGCUGUCCAAGAAUUCCCCGAAGCGCCAAGAGGUCUCCACGUAUCAAGAAGAGAAGCGCGAGGAGCAAUCAUCGCAUGGAGACGAGGAUAUGAUGGCAAUGCAAGAGUGCAGGUGUACCGCCUGCAGUACAGGGUCGUAGGAGACAGACAUAGAACAGAACGAGAUGACUGGACGCUUGCACCCACUAGAGAUAUCCCUGCUGAUAGAAUUUACGAGAGGCAGGAGUCUUCAGAACCCGGCUCGGAAGUAACAUUAGAAUAUAGAGUUGAAAGUCUUAGACCAGCUACUGCGUAUGCUUUACGAUUAGCAGCUGUUAACGCCAUUGGAGACAGUGAAUAUUCAGACUCGAUUAUUGUCCAGACUUUGGAAGAAGCACCCUCAGACCCACCACAUAACGUCCAAGUUCAAGCUACUGCUCCCGGGGAACUUCUUAUAAAAUGGCAGGCACCACCACAAGAUUCAUGGAAUGGCGAGCUACUAGGAUACGUUGUGACGUGGAAGGAGGUCGGAGCAAAUGAGAAUACGACGCAAGCACUGACAGCAUCGGGCUGGGGAGCGACGCAAGCGACGCUAGUAGCUCUGCGCACACAUGCGCACUACGAAGUACGCGUGAGAGCUUUCAACGCCGUCGGCGCGGGACCAUCGUGUGCGCCGCUUACUGCUACUACACUUGAAGGAGUGCCUGAAGCACCACCGGACCGUGUCCGCUGUGAACCACUGUCAGCGCAAUCCAUCCGGGUGUGGUGGGAGCCGCCACCGUUAGCCACUCGUGGUGGCGUCCUCUUGGGCUAUGAACUUCUUUAUGAGGCUGUGGACAACUUGGAAGGGCAGGUGGAGACCCGUCGGUCAGGAGGCAUGGAGACGGUCCUGCAGUCAUUACAACGAGCCGCCAACUAUUCUAUAACGAUCCGCGCCAGGACCGCCGCCGGCGCAGGACCCGCCUCCGCUCCCGUCUACUGCACCACGCAUGAAGACAGUGCGCCGGCCGAUAUCAAGGCGCUGGCCAGCUCUGAAGACUCAGUGGUCGUCAGCUGGCUCUCACCAACUCAAAGAAAUGGGAAGAUCAAACACUACAGUGUCUACAACAGACCUCAAAGGACUGGUCAACACGCACAACUGAUGGUGCUGCACAAGGAUGAUGAGGAGGAGUAUCAGAUGGAGGUCCGCGGGCUGCAGGAGCAGCAGGUAUACGAGUUCUGGGUGACAGCUGCUACGUCCUCUGGUGAGGGGGAGAUGAGUGCUGUCGUCGCCAGGAAGCCCAACGCUAGAGCUCCAGCGAAGAUCACCUCGUUCGGGCGUCGUAUUUACGCGGCGAUUGGGCGGCGUGUGCGCAUCCCCUGCGGGGCGGUGGGCGUGCCUGCGCCGUUGCGGUCGUGGAGUCGCCGAAGACCGUCGCCGCCCAUCGUCAGCGACCCGCGGUUCCUGCUUGAAGGACAUCAUCUUGUUAUAUUAAGUCUAGACCGCAGUGUAUCAGACAACUACACGUGCACGGUGCGCAACCCGUGGGGCGAGGAGCGCGCGGUGUGGGAGGUGCGUGCGCGGGCGCCGCCGCCGCCGCCGCAGCUGGCGCUGGCCGGCGCCGGCGCCGCGCGGCUGCACCUCACCUGGCAGGCGGACGCCGACGUGCACGCCACGGGGGCUAACAUACAUUCCUAUACGUUAGAAUACUGCCGAGAGGAUGAAAAGGUGUGCCAGUCAGUGCGGUUGGCCGGCUCUGCGCGUGCGCACAGUCUGGAGCGACUCGCGUGCGGGGCGGCGUAUCGCGUGAGACUCAUAGCGCACAACGCGGUGGGCGCCAGCCCGCCGAGCACUGACCUCAUCGUGUCUACUAAAGGAGGCCGUUCAAAACCAGCAUCAGAGAAGGACCUAAUCUCAACAAACAGCACGUGCGUCCGCCUCAACUUGCUGACGUGGGACAGCAACGGUUGUCCACUGACGCAGUUCCAAGUGUCCAUCCGCGGCAUCGAGGAAUCCGCGUGGCGCAGCCAAACGGUCCCGGCCGCUGCCCAGCCUGUAACGCUGUGUGGCCUCGUAGCUGCCAUGUGGUAUAGGUUGAAGGUUGUUGCUACGAGUGCGGCUGGCACCACGCUUGGGAACUACUACUUUUCUACUCUUACUGAAGACGGAGAACGGAUACCAGCGCCAGCGCAAUUCCCGCCGGACGGCGAGGGCGGCGGUGAACACGCCACGGUCGUGCUGGCGGCCGCUGGCUGCGCGCUGGUGGCAGCCCUACUGCUGCUGGCUGGCCUGGCUUGGAGGAGAAGUCCAUCAAAGUCCUGCCUGCGCGGCGGCUACGUGCAAGGUGACAUGUCUGAGGAGGAAGACAAGUGUGCAGAGCGAGACAACCGCCGCAACACGCAGCAGGUGUACACCUCCUCGCCUAGCAAGCUGCCCGGCAAGAAGGAGCAUCAGGAGAUGUACGAGAUCAGCCCGUACGCCACGUUCAGCAUGUCGGGCGGCGCGGCCCCCCCGGCGGGGCCGGGCACGCUGCGCACGUUCGGCCGCGCCGAGCCCGCGCCGCUGCUGGCGCCCGCCGCCCCCGCCGCGCCGGCGCAUGCGCAGCGCGGGCUGAACGCGCACAAGCACCGCUCGCCCACGCACAGCGAUGAGUACACGUUGUCGCGCGCGAUGACGCUGAUGGUGCGUCGCUCGGAGUCGGACUCGGACUCGAGCGGCUCGCCCUGCGCCGACUGCAGCGCCAGCGUCUCCUACCGGAUGCCACAACACGCCAAAGAGGAGGCGGGCCGCGCGGUGACGGACUCGAGCGCGGAGUCGUCGGCGGGCCGCCCGCCGCCGCGGCCGCACGACACGGCGCGGCGCCGCCCGCGCCGCCACCACGCGCCCGGCGGCGCCAGAUAUAGUAGAGACUUAGAGAGUGCUGAAAAGAAGUUCCCUCAUAAAUCUAAACUCAAUCUUUUUAGUUUGGUACGACGUUACCGCCAUCUAACAGUGAAGUUCAGAAACGCAAUAGUAAAAGAAUGGAAGCAUAUCAACAACGACAGGAGCAGGAAAGGCGAGACUUUACAAUACACGUAUAAAAUGAUUAAGACAAUAAAGACUGCUGAAAGCAAACUUUAG